CAAACAAACAAAAUUGAAAACAAUAAACAAAAUAUAACAGUGAAAAAAGCCAAACGAGGGAAAACUGUUGAUACGGUCGGUCAUCUGGUGGAUUUUUUUUGGAUUACAAAUUUCAUCUAUUGUACAACGAUUUGAAAAUGUUUCAAAGCUCAUCGAUUGCUGCUAUCAACAAUAUGUAUCUAAAUUACAAUUUUAAAUAAGUGUAAAUUACCAACAUUAUCACCAUCAUCAUUAUUAAUGGUAGUUGGUUCAUCAUUUGUUUCUCAUUUCCUCGUUAAAUUCAUUAUUAGUUGAUGAAUCUUCAAUCAAGUUGCCACUAAAAAUGUCAACAUCUUCAAGACCAAUUGUAAAAUGUAAACCGACAAUGUGACUGAAUUUAACAACCAUUUGUGAUGAUUACAUCGUGCUAAUUGUGGCCAUUAAGACUAUCUGAUUUGUGAUCUUUUAAUAAACCUGGGAAAAUCCAUUUCAUUAACCAAAGCCAUACCUGUUUUUUAAUGAAGACAAUGAUUUUAAUUAUUCUGUUUAUCAUUUCCCUGAUACCAUUGAGUUUACAAGAGUGUAUACGAUUUGAGUUUCAUGAAAAAAUUGAAUCAACCUUUGGUCAAUCUGAUUUGAUUAGAGCCAUGUGUAUUGGUAAAGGAGGACGUAUUAUUGAUUACUCUCUACAAAUGAUUCAAUUAGUUGGUCCAUCAAUUUUCAAUGUAACCUUCCAUUGUUGUGCUCCGUCAUAUUGCCUUAGUGAUCACGAUUGUCCAAUCAAUUUUAAUUGUAAAAACGGAAUCUGCUCAGUUGCUGAAUGUAUUUUGACCGAUGAGCCGGAAAUUGUACUUCAAGAGAGUCGAGAAUGCUUCAUUGACGAUGAUUGCUACUUUGAUAUACCAUUUGAUUCGGAUAAUUGGAGAUGUCUUCCUGAUCCAUGGUGCUUCCAUAAUAAAUCUUGUGAUAAUUCGUACAAUUUUUGUAAAAGGUGCCCAACAGGUUACAUAGAUGCUGACCCAAAACGAUUCACAGAUGGCACUGUUCAACCUCCGACAACUUCAUCUCCUUGGUGGUUAACACCUUCAUCAAUACCCAACAAUGAUCCUGAUGUUAGUAGUUAUUUUGGUUCCACCGAUCAACCAAUCAAUUCUGUUCAUCAUGAGCAUUCAGUUCCUAACAAUACUGAGACAACAUCUUUGGUCUCAAGUUUUGAUACAACUAUCAAUUCAACGCCAAUCACAAGAACGGUUACAACCUCUACAACCUCUGAAACUCCUGAACCAAUUACAGUCGGUUUUGAUGAACUUAGUCCAAAUGGAAAUAAUUCAGAGACUGGAUUUGGCGCCUCAGAUUUACCAAUCAACUUAUCGGAUGAUGAGUUAAUCACAAACGUCUCUGUCAUUGAUUUAGCAAGAAUAGACUCAGUUGAUGAAAUAGGGGAAGCCUUGAAUAGCACUGAAUUUUCCACACCACAGCCUCCGAUAUCAACUUCAAUUUCCUCGUCACCAUCAAGUCCAGAUUCGUCUUCUAAUCCUUCAUCCUCUUUGUCACCAUCGGGCUCAGACUCACCAUCUAAUCCUUCAUCACCCUCGUCACCAUUGAGCUCAGAGUCAUCAUAUAAUCCUCCAUUGGCCUCGUUAACAUCGGUUUCAUCUCACAAUUUGAAUAACUUUGAAUCAAGACCUUUUGUUACAGCUAAUCCUUUCGCUUGGGCUGGACUUUUUGAAAGUGAUUUGAAUAGAACAUCAACAAAUAGAAACAACACUAACGCUGAGAGAGGCACGACUAAUAUACCUAAUUUUACCGAUAUCAAUUAUAUCUGAAUAAACUAAUUUGUAAAUUUUUUUCAUUAUUCAAUUACUGGCAUUUAUACAACAACUAUGACAACUAUAUGAAACAAGUUUACGGCUGCUUGGAAUGUGAUGGUACUUUGUGAACUCCUCCAGUCGCCAAAAGACCACAGCAAUCUGGUACUUUACGUUUUCGACUCAGCAAUAAUCCAGAGCCAUUGGAAUCUGUUUUGUGUAACAUGAAUAAAAUAUUUUUACUCAAGAUUAAAAUGAAAUUGUAAAUAAAUCCAAGUAAAAUACUUACGAGCUUUAUCUUCACUCAAAAUUAUAACAGGUGCCGCCUUGAGCUCAGCUAUCUUUGAAAAACUCCUCUCACUGAACGAGCUUGACUGUGAAUCUUGGCUGGAGAAAUUAAUACUACUGUUUUUAUCAGACAAAUUUUGUACCCUGAAUAAGAAAUGAAGAAUAAAUUAAUUGUAAAACAAAAA
This is a messenger RNA of Tetranychus urticae (two-spotted spider mite), 2260 nucleotides long. RefSeq lists its product as uncharacterized. NCBI's taxonomy places the organism in Eukaryota, Metazoa, Arthropoda, Arachnida, Trombidiformes, Tetranychidae. The record is from RefSeq and is a predicted model, not a curated record.